AUGUUGUCCGCCAACACACCAAAGAAAAUGACUUAUGUCCGUUUGGGAAGCUCGGGUCUAAAGGUUUCGCGACUUAUCCUUGGAAUGGGAAGCUAUGGAAACAAGACAUGGUAUGAAUCAGCACUCGAGGAGGAAGAUGGAAUUAAACAAAUCAAGGCAGCAUAUGAAGCUGGUAUUCAGACCUUUGACACCGCAAACUCGUACGCGAAUGGAGACUCGGAACGUAUUCUCGGCAAAGCGAUCAAGCAGUUGAAUCUACCUCGAGAGGAGAUCGUGAUUAUGACCAAGGUAUACUACCCCGUAGCGCCAACCUUCACCCUUCCUGGGCAAGGGGCAAACGCGGCGGGCUACGUCAACCAGUAUGGCCUCAGCCGAAAGCAUAUAUUCGAAUCCAUCAAACACUCGCUCGAGCGUUUGCAACUUGAUUAUGUCGAUGUUCUGCAAUGCCAUCACUUUGACGAAGACACUCCCAUCUCUGAGACCAUGCAAGCUCUCCACGACGUCGUCAAGGCAGGAUACGCCCGCUAUAUUGGGAUGUCAAACUGCUAUGCCUACCAGUUUCAAGCUAUGCAGAAUUAUGCGAUCACCAACAAGCUCACGCCGUUCAUAUCGGUGCAGAACCAAUACAAUCUCAUCUGCAGAGAAGAAGAGAGGGAAAUGAUACCGACCUUGAAGAUGUUCGGAGUUGGAUUGACCCCAUAUUCUCCACUCGGGCAGGGCUUGUUGAGCCGGCCUUUUUCGGAGGCGUCAUCUAGGGAGAAGACUUUCCCCCAAUUGAAUCAAAUCAAGGAGCAUAACAAGGGGACUAUUAUCAGCCUCGAACAAAUCGCCCAAGCCCGAGGAGUUAGUAUGGGACAAGUGGCACUCGCGUGGCACCUAUCUAAAAACGGAGUGACUCCUAUCAUUGGCGCAAGCAGUCCAAGAUCACUGGAGGACAAUCUUGGUGCAAUUGAUAUAAAGCUAACAGACGAGGAGAUUCAAGCGCUCGAAGAGCCAUAUGUCGCGCAGCCCCCCCAAAUCGAAUAUUAG
Messenger RNA from Rhizoctonia solani, 1029 nucleotides. Its product is annotated as aldo/keto reductase family protein. The record is from RefSeq and is a predicted model, not a curated record. The transcript has 9 exons. NCBI's taxonomy places the organism in Eukaryota, Fungi, Basidiomycota, Agaricomycetes, Cantharellales, Ceratobasidiaceae. Bases 1 to 1029 code for a protein of 342 amino acids.